GACAACUACUAUGCUUUCCGGAAUGAGAAGCGUUAGACCAAAUUUCCAAAUAUAACAUGUAAAGCAACCUAUUUAGAUAAAGGCUUAUCAAGAUGCUGCAAUCCCCAUUAAGUCCACAUGAUUUGACUGCCCAGCUAACCACAUUUAAAUCCUAUGUGGCAUUGAUUGCUGACCCCACACCAGGAAUUGUUGAGAAAAAGCUGAAAGCUGCACAGGAGUUAAGUGAAAACUUUGAGAGUGUUGUACAAUCACCCCAGUACCCACAGUUCUUAUGUGAUGCCUUGAAAGUAUUCCUCAAAAUCCUGGAUGAUGGAGAACCUCAAUUCAUUGCUGAACAGAACAUGCAGCAAUUACGGAAGCUGAUGCUGGAAAUCAUUCAUCGUAUACCAAGUAAUGAGCAUUUGAAGAAAUAUGUACAACAGAUUUUAUCUCUAAUGUUCAAACUGCUAAAGAUUGAGAAUGAAGAAAAUGUGAUAGUAUGUCUGAGAAUUAUUAUAGAAUUACAUAAACAGUACAGACCUCAGUAUAAUGAAGAGAUCAAGGACUUUUUGCAGUUUGUUAAAAAUAUAUACAAUGGUUUACCAAACCAUUUACCAAAAAUAUUUGAACCAAGGAAUCAAAUUAAAGUAAAAGAUGUUACAGAGAUAAAUGUGGACCAGUUAUUACAGGAGACUUUUACUACAACUACAAUACUCACAGACAAGAAAAACGCUGACAAUCAAAAUAUCUCUUACAACAUAAUCCCCAAAGGAACUUUGUCUCUGAAAGUGUUAGCAGAGCUGCCUAUAAUUGUUGUGUUAAUGUAUCAGUUAUAUAAACCUAAUGUUCACCAAGAAGUCGCAGAAUUCAUUCCACUAAUCAUGAAUACAAUUAUCUUACAACCAUCUGCUGUUCAAAGGGCUAGUCCAUCCUUCAACAAGGAGAUAUUUGUUGAUUUCAUAGCUGCUCAGAUUAAAACUUUAUCCUUCUUAGCCUACAUUAUCAGAAUAUACCAGGAACAAGUUCAAACUCACUCAGCGCAGAUGGUGAAAGGCCUGCUGGGAUUGUUAACAUUUUGUCCACAGGAAGUGGCACAUUUGCGCAAAGAAUUACUAAUUGCAGCCAGACAUAUAUUAGCUACAGAUUUACGCAAUAAAUUUGUAACCUGUAUAGAUCAGCUAUUUGAUGAGAAUGUGCUUAUUGGAACUGGCUGGACCACAUAUGAAUCACUAAGACCACUAGCUUACAGUACAUUAGCAGACUUAGUACAUCAUGUUAGACAAUCACUACCACUCAGUAAUUUGUCUCUGGCUGUAAAUUUGUUCUCUAAGAAUGUCCACGAUGAUUCCUUACCCAGUAGUAUACAGACCAUGUCAUGUAAACUCUUACUUAACUUAGUGGAAUGUAUCCGGGCUAAGAGUGAACAAGACAAUGGAAAUGGUAGAGAAUUGCUAAUGAGAAUGUUAGAAGUCUUUGUACUCAAAUUUAAGUCAAUAGCUAAAAUACAGCUUCCACAGAUUCUUCAGAAAUGUAAACAACAACCCCAGACUACCCAGACCUCAACAUUUGAUUCCAAAGUGGACACUAAAGUGGACACCAAACCAGUACUAGAACCACAGAAACAGCCUUCACCUGACACAGUACUGGACAAUAAACUACCUUCCUCUCUGUUGAAUGAUCCCUCCUCUAAAGAUAAAGAUGACAAGGUGUGGCCAGAUAAAUCUACCAACAGAUUUGGUAUUACCCCAGGGCAGACCAGUACCUAUACUGUUAAUGACUGUAGAAGUCUAGUCAAGACAUUAGUGUGUGGAGUUAAAACUAUAACCUGGGGCAUUGUCUCAUGUAAAGCCACUGGAACAGAAGCCACAACAAUACCAGCCAAGCAAUUUUUGCCAAAAGAAACACUUGUUUACAUAAGACUUGUGAAAUAUGCUCUUCAAGCCUUAGACAUCUAUACUAUAAAUGUAUCACCCACUGGGCAGGCUGUCAUCAGACCAGCAGUUGUUCAGAGUGUAAGAACUAAAGAAGAGAAAGAGGUAUUGGAACACUUCGCAGGGGUGUUCAACAUGAUGCACACUCAGACAUUCAAAGAAAUAUUUUCAACAACAGUGGAGUAUAUGGUUGAUAGAAUCCAUAAUAAUUAUGCACUACAGAUAGUAGCUAAUUCAUUCUUAGCCAAUCCUACAACAUCGCCAACAUUUGCUACAAUACUGGUGGACUAUUUACUCGCAAGAUUAGAAGAAAUGGGAUCUAACAUGGACAGAUCUAACUUGUAUCUGAAGUUGUUCAAACUGGUGUUUGGUUCUGUUUCAUUAUUUGCUGCAGAAAAUGAACAAAUGCUGAAGCCUCAUCUGCAUGUCAUAGUAAACAGAUCUAUGGAGUUAGCUAUGAGUGCCAAGGAACCAUACAAUUAUUUCCUGUUACUGAGGGCAUUAUUUAGGUCAAUAGGAGGAGGAAGUCAUGACCUUUUGUAUCAGGAGUUUCUACCAUUACUUCCAAAUCUACUGCAAGGAUUAAACAGUUUACAGAGUGGUUUACAUAGACAGCAUAUGAAAGAUUUAUUUGUGGAGCUUUGUUUGACUGUACCUGUCCGUUUGAGUUCCCUUUUACCUUACUUACCAAUGUUAAUGGAUCCACUUGUAUCAGCAUUAAAUGGAUCACAGACUCUUGUCAGUCAGGGCUUGAGAACAUUAGAAUUAUGUGUAGAUAACUUACAGCCAGACUUCCUUUAUGAUCAUAUCCAACCUGUCAGGGCUGAACUAAUGCAGGCAUUAUGGAAGACGUUGAGAAAUCCAGUAGAUAACAUUGCUCAUGUAGCAUUCAGAGUAUUGGGGAAAUUUGGUGGUGGAAAUAGAAAAAUGUUACGAGAACCACAGAGGCUUCAGUAUAACGACAAAGAAACAGCUGGUCCAUGUAUUACAAUAUACUUCCAAGACUCCAAAACACCUAUAACACUUCCUGUAGAAAAGGCUAUAGAUGCAGCAUUGACGGCCUUGAAAUGUAGUACAACAGAGAACUUUGUACGACGUCAAGCUUGGGAACUUAUUAAAUGUUUCCUUGUUUCUGUUAUGAAUCUGGAAGAUGACAAACAAACACUGACUUAUCUCUUCACUCACACAAGUUUUACAGAAAAUGAGGUUCCCCUUCAAACUGGACCAUUGUAUAAAACACCAGACUCCCACUCCCGAAAAGUCCAUGAGCAGGCAUUAACUGGAAUGUUUGUUGCUGCUGCUAUCAAGGAACUAAGACAGACAGCACUGCCAUUCAUGGCUUGUAUGGUCAGACAUUACACUAUGAUAUCUAUCUCUCAGCAAACAGGUCCAUUUCCUGUUGGAGAUAAGCAGAACAAAUUACAUGGUAUGGAUACACAGAUCUUGAUUGAUGCUCUGGCUGUUAUCAUGGGACAUGAAGAGAAAGAGCUGUGUAAGCCAGGCAAUCUGGCCCUUGUCCUCAUUCUAGAUACUGCCACUACUAUACUGGGGUCUAAAGAAAAGGCCUGCAGGUUACCAACCUUCGAUUAUUUAGUAGAAAGAAUGUGUUCCUUAUGUUAUGAGAGAGCUUGGUAUGCUAAAGUUGGAGGGUGUCUAGCUAUUAAGUUCAUGUACGAGAGAAUGGCCUUGAACUGGGUACUGGAACACCAGUUUUCAUUCCUGAAAGCCUUGUUGUUUGUUAUGAUGGACCUUACUAAAGAGGUAUCUAGUGGGGCCGUCGACUUAGCCAAACAUAAUCUGGAGAACAUGUUAGUCAAAUGUUCACAAGAGAUUACGCAAUGUAAGGAGAAUGAAGAAUUACUGGCUGCUCAAAAGAAAUCCUUCCAUGAAGUAACCCAUGAACUAGUUAGACAGAUAACAUCUCCCAACACCAUUGUUAGAGAACAGGCAAUGCACUCUUUAGAGAUAUUGGCUAAGACAACAAAGAAGUCAAUAACAGAGAUCAUGGAACCUCAUAAGGAUGUUUUACAAGAUAUGAUCCCUCCAAAGAAACAUUUACUGAGACAUCAACCUGCUAAUGCUCAGAUUGGAUUAAUGGAUGGGAAUACAUUCUGUACUACAUUGGAACCAAGGUUGUUUACUAUAGAUCUAAAUGUAUUGGAGCAUAAUGUCUUCUUCACAGAGUUACUUAGCCUGUGUGAAGCAGAAGAUGCUGUAUUGUUAAAGCUUCCUUGUUAUAAAUCUGUCACAGAUCUGGUACCUCUUAGGAAAAGUGCACUCAGAGCUUUAGCAGCUUGUCAUUACAUUGCCAACAGAAGAGAGAAGAUAUUCAAUGUACUUUACAAAGCUCUCAACAGUAACAGUACAGAUUUACAAGAAGUAGCUCAUAACUGCAUGAAAAAGUUUAUAUCUGGCUGUCAGAUUGAUAUGGAAAGUGUUCACCAAGCCAUUAGACCAUUACUUCUGACAUUAGGGGAUCACAGAAGUCUGAACUCCAACGUUAUCAAACGUUUAUCAUACAUCACACAGUUGUUCCCUAAUACAUUCAAUGAAAAACUUUGUGAACAAUUGUUGACUCAUUUGAAGAAGUGGUUAGAAGUGGCAGCUAUUAGUCAAAAGAGUGGACAAAGUAAAGCUAACGGAGAGGUAAUAGCUCAGGAACUGAAGACAUGUGCUUCAAUUAUCAAUAUCUUCCACAUGAUACCAGCAGCAAGUCAGAAGUUAAUAGAACCUUUAGUGGUGUUAACUCUGCAUGGAGAGAAAGCAAUGUUUCUAGAGGCUGGCAGUCCUUUCCGUGAUCCACUUGUGAAGUUUUUAUUACGAUAUCCAGAUACUGCCAUAGAACUAUUUCUUCAAGAAUCUCAUCUACAAGAUCAACAGUGGACAAGAUUAUUUGAAUUUGUUUUAGCACAUAAAGAUGGUAAACCUUUAAGAGAAAUCUUAGAAAAAAGUCCACAAAGACUGAUAGCUCUAACACAGGGACAGUCUGCUGUGGUUGAUAUAUCAGCUUCUCCUACAUCUCUACCUGCUGGAACAGGGACACAGGACAUGCAAUACCAGAUGAUUUCUAUUAUUAGCAUACUUGUAAGAUGUGAAGAGGAAUGGCUGUCUAAAAAUGUGGAAAUUCUGGAACAUCUCUUAUCCUUGUGGAAAACAGACACAUUUCAAGACAGACAUGAUAAAGUUGAUAGUGUAGAUUAUAUUCAAUGGAAAGAACCUGCUCUAUUGGUUAAAUGUUUGUUGAAUUAUUUCAAAUACCACAUAGAUGAAGUAGAACUGUUAUUCAAUGUCCUGAGAUGUUUUACAUACAGAUAUAUAGUACAGUUCCAGUUUGUCAAGGAUUACUUGGAGAAAACUGUUGCUGCUACUUACACAAUAGACUGGAAAAGGAAUUCUUUUUUCAAGUUUGUAGAUCUUUUUCAUGAUCCAAGUUGGAGUCAGGAUUUAAAAUCUAAGAUACUCCAGUAUGUAAUAAUACCCUGUUGUCAGCAUGCCUUUGAGAGUGGUGACGGAGAGAAACUGAUAGGAGGACCACCAACACCAGACCAAGAUAGUCAGGAGAAUGUCAUCAGUGUUUUUAUAAAUAGAAUAAUUGACCCAGACAAACCAUUUGGAACGUCAGAUGCUGUUAGAAUUCUAUUAUUACAAUUAUCGUCCUUGUUGGUGGAGCAGGCAUCCUCACACAUACAUGAUGCUAAUAAUAAGAAACAAGGGAACAAACUUCGACGGUUGAUGACAUUUGCCUGGCCAUGUUUAUUAUCAAAGAACUGUGUUGAUCCUGCUACCAAAUAUCAUGGACAUCUGUUGCUGUCUCAUAUCAUUGCUAAGUUUGCCAUUCAUAAAAGAAUUGUUCUUCAGGUUUUUCAUAGUUUGCUGAAAGCACAUGCUGUGGAAGCUAGAAGUGUUGUCCGUCAGGCUUUAGAAAUAUUGACACCAGCAAUGCCAGGAAGAAUGGAGGAUGGAAAUGGAAUGUUAACACAUUGGACCAAGAAGAUAAUAGUAGAAGAAGGUCAUACUGUAGCACAGCUGGUACACAUACUUCAGUUAAUAGUACGUCAUUACAAAGUAUAUUACCCAGUUCGACAUCAUCUGAUACCGCACAUGGUCAACUCAUUACAAAGACUGGGAUUUACUUCUAGUGCUUCAUUAGAGCAUCGUAAACUAGCAGUAGAUUUGGCUGAAGUUAUCAUAAAAUGGGAAAUGCAAAGAAUAAAGGAAGAUGUUGAGUGUGUAGAUAAAGAGCCACCUGAUGAUGUAACUAACGCUUUGAACCAGAAUGUACCAGCAAAGAGAACUUCAGCAUCAGUUACAUCUGUCGACUCUCCUCAGGAACCUAAAAGAUCGAGACAUUCUUCUGGAGCUGUAAGUAAUCAGAGUGUUGUCCUUGAAGGUCAGGACAAACUUUCAGAGAGUAGUACCAGAAGUUUAACAGAUGUUAACAGACCUAUUGACAAACAUUCAUGUGAUGCUGUUGUUAACUUCCUGUUAAGGAUUGCUUGUCAGGUCAAUGAAACCCCAGGCUCUCCAGGAGAACUGUUAUCCAGAAGAUGUGUUAGUCUACUGAAGCCAGCCUUAAGACCUGAUUUCUGGCCAAAUGCAGAAUUAAAACUAGCUUGGUUUGAUAAACUCCUGACAUCUGUAGAGAACCAUCAACCAAACUUCAACAACAUCUGUACAGCCCUGGAAUUACUAAGUUUCCUUUUACAGAUUCUGAAAAAAGAGACAAUUUUAUCUAGCUUCAAACCCCUACAGCGAGGUAUUGCUGCAUGUAUGACCUGUCCCAACACCAAAGUGAUUCGUGGAGUACAUACCUUACUAUCUAGAUUGAUGAGUUUCUUCCCAACAGAACCAGCUACAUCAAAUGUGGCAUCUAAAUAUGAGGAAUUGGAAUGUCUAUACGCCUGCGUCAGUAAAGUGGUGUAUGAGGGGCUAACUGCUUAUGAAAAAGCCACAACAGCAGGAUCUCCCUCUCAGUUGUUCAGUACUUUGAUGAUACUAAAGGCAGCCUGUAUGCACAAUCAAUGUUAUAUAGAUAGACUUAUUACAACUUUCAUGAAAGUUUUACACAAGAUGGCAAGAGAACAUCUGACUCCAACAACACCAGAAACUAGUCCAGUUGCCAGUGAAUUAUUGAUCCUAAGUUUAGACCUUGUGAAAAAUCGUGUUGGUGUGAUGAGUUUAGAGAUGAGGAAAUCCUUCAUUGGUCAGAUAUUGGUUGGUUUGAUUGAGAAAACUACAGACAGUAAAGUAAUGAAGGCUAUAACAAAAAUGGUGGAGGAUUGGGUUAAAACAAAGACUGCUAUUGCCAUUAACCAGUCUCCAGUUAUUCGAGAAAAGGCUAUUCUAUUGGUUAAACUGAUGCAAAAUGUCGAAAAAAGAUUUCCUGAUGAAUCUGAACUUAAUGCUCAGUUUCUCGAACUAGUCAACUAUAUUUAUAGAGAUCAGAGUCUGAUAGGUACAGAAUUAACAUCUAAAUUAGAACCAGCCUUCCUUGGUGGAUUAAGAUGUAACCAGCAUCACAUCAGACAGAAAUUUGUUGAGGUGUUUGACAGUAGUAUACCAAAGAAGAUAUUUGACCGACUACUGUAUAUUACAUGUUCACAGAAUUGGGAAGCCAUGAGUAGUCAUUUCUGGAUAAAACAAUGUACUGAGCUUUUGCUCUCUGUUGCUGUGUCGGGUCAUGCCAUUCAGAGUUCAUCCUCCAUGAACCUGUUACCAUCAGCCAGUAGUGUUGUGAACCUAGCAGACAGCCAGGAUAGAGCAGCAUUUGCCACAUUGAUGAAGAUCAAAGAAGAACCAAUGGAUGUCGAAUCUGUAGACUCUAACAAGGAAGAGGAAGAGAUAGAGAUGGAACUUAGUGGUGUAACAUCAGAUGACAACUGUAGUAAAGAACCUCCAAAGAAGGAAACACAUGACCAAAAACAAAACAUUAACACUUUACUACAGAGACAGGCAAAGUUCUUAGAGAGUUGUAGGGAAGUCAAGACAUUAUCUUACCUAGGUGCUCUGUCCCAGUUAAAUCACAGUAACACUGAGCUGACACAUGUCAUAUGGAUCGACCUCUUUCCAAGGAUAUGGAAAAUAUUAUCUGAGAAACAACAACAGAUUCUUGGUGGAGAAUUAAUACCAUUUAUGUGCAGUGGAAGUCAUGUGAUACAGAAAGAUUGUCAUCCCAGUUCUAUACACACUUUCUUGGAGGGACUAUCACAUUGUGUACCUCCUGUACAAAUACGAGCUUGUGUCAUGAAAUACCUUGGUAGAACACACAACAUGUGGCACAGAUCAUGCUUACAACUUGAACAAAUGGCGUUUGAUAAUGGUGCCUCAUUACUGAUCAAAUCUAGACCAAUCAGUGAAUACGAAUUUGAACCGGUCACUUCACCUCAACAGGAAUCACUAGAUGCCUUAUGUGAACUGUAUGCAUUACUCAAAGAGGAAGAUAUGUUGGUAGGAAUUUGGCAGAAGAGGUCAAAGUUUAAUGAAACUAAUACAGCAUUAGCAUAUGAACAGCAUGGCUUCUUUGAGCAAGCACAAGACCACUAUGAGAAGGCCAUGUCAAAGGCUCGUCAGGAUCAUAAUUCAGGACCAGCCUCACCCUCAGUAUUACAGGAGUACAGACUCUGGGAGGAACACUGGAUAAGAUGUUCCAAGGAGUUGAACCAGUGGGACCUGAUGUUAGAGUAUGCCAACUCUAAAGGAAACACCAAUCCUCAUCUAGUGUUAGAAAGUGCUUGGAGAGUUCCUAACUGGGCUCUGAUGAAGGAUGCUCUGUCACAGGUUGAAUUAAGCUGUCCUAAGGAACUAGCGUGGAAAGUGAACCUAUUCAGAGGAUAUAUUGCCAUCUGUCAACCUGAAGAACACCAUCUUAACAUGGUAACCAUGAUUGAGAGACUAGUGGAAGUAUCGAGCCAGUUAGCCAUCAAGGAAUGGAGACGUUUACCUAACAUUGUAUCACAUAUUCAUGUACCACUACUACAGGCAGCACAACAGAUAAUGGAGCUACAAGAGGCUGCCCAGAUAAACCAAGGAUUACAACCAGCUAAUAUCAACAGGGGAUCUAGUCUACAUGAUAUGAAGGCUAUUGUGAAAACAUGGAGAAAUAGAUUACCGAUGAUAUCCGAUGACCUGUCACACUGGGGAGAUAUAUUUGCCUGGAGACAACACCAUUAUCAGUUCAUUGUCAAUCAUUAUGAUUCACAUGCUCAACAAGAUCCUCAAAACAGUAACCAUUCCAUGUUAGGAGUUCAUGCUUCAGCACAAGCUAUCAACCAUUUUGGGAAAAUUGCCAGAAAACAUAAUUUAACAGGAGUUUGUUUAGAUUCACUCAGCAGAAUCCACACAAUUCCCAGUGUGCCUAUUGUUGAUUGUUUCCAGAAGAUUAGACAACAAGUAAAGUGCUAUCUUCAAAUGUCUGGUACUAUGGGCAAAAGUGAACUGAAUGAGGGACUUGAAGUAAUUGAAUCAACAAACUUGAAGUACUUUACCAAAGAAUUUACAGCAGAGUUUUACGCUCUGAAGGGCAUGUUCCUUGCUCAGAUUGGUCGAUCAGACGAUGCUAACAAAGCCUUCUCUGCUGCAGUACAGAUGCAUGACACAUUAGUAAAAGCUUGGGCUCUGUGGGGAGAUUACUUAGAAACUGUCUUUACCAGAGAUAGCAAACAACUGAACCUUGGUGUAUCUGCUAUAACCUGUUUCCUUCAUGCUUGUCGACACCAGAAUGAAAGCAAGUCGAGGAAGUAUUUAGCCAAAGUUCUAUGGCUUCUGACAUAUGAUGAUGAGAAGUCAACAUUAGCUGAAGCUGUAGACAAAUAUUGUGUGGGAGUGCCACCAAUUCAGUGGCUUCCAUGGAUACCUCAGUUGCUAACUUGUUUGGUUAGAAGUGAAGGACGUUUGAUUAUGAACCUUUUGAGUCAAGUUGGACGUAUGUAUCCUCAGGCAGUCUACUUCCCGAUCAGAACCUUGUAUCUGACACUAAAAAUAGAACAGAGGGAAAGACACAAAACUACAGAUAAUGGUCAAGGUCGACCUGCAACUACUACUGCAGGUCAGAGUUCAACGUCUGCUGCAGCAGUCUCUACAUCAAUAUCUUUGAGUACACCUACAACUCCAGAGCCAACCAUGUCCUCAAGUGACACAUCUGAUUCAUCCUUAUCUUCACAAGGAAAGCAGCCAGGUCAGUCUCUAACUGGUGAUGCUGGACCAAUCAGAGCACCUGCUCCUAUGUGGAGGUGUAGUAAAAUCAUGCACAUGCAGAGGGAGCUACAUCCUACUAUACUCAACUCUCUGGAGGGAAUUGUUGACCAGAUGGUAUGGUUUAGAGAAAAUUGGUAUGAAGAAGUUCUGAGGCAGUUAAAGCAAGGAUUGGCCAAAUGUUAUGCUGUUGCUUUUGAAAACAGAGGAGCAGUUGCUGAUGCUACCAUCACUCCACAUACAUUGAACUUUGUGAAGAAAUUAGUGAGUACAUUUGGUGUUGGGAUAGAAAACGUGUCAAGUGUGACUACAACGUUCUCUAGCGCAGCUUCAGAGAGCCUAGCCAGGAGAGCACAGGCAACAGCACAAGAUCCAGUCUUCCAGAAAAUGAAGAGCCAGUUUACUACUGAUUUUGAUUUUAGUGUCCCUGGAUCUACAAAACUUCACAAUUUGAUUAACAAACUGAAGAAAUGGAUCAAGAUAUUAGAAGCCAAAACAAAACUUCUUCCAAAAUCUUUCUUGAUUGAAGAAAAAUGUAGAUUUCUAAGUAAUUUUUCACAACACACAGCAGAAGUAGAGCUACCUGGUGAAUUCCUCCUUCCAAAGCAUAGUCAUUAUUAUGUAAGAAUAGCCAGAUUUAUGCCACGUGUAGAAAUAGUACAGAAACACAACACUGCUGCUAGACGACUUUAUAUCAGAGGACAUAAUGGCAAGAUUUAUCCCUACUUAGUGGUAAAUGAUGCCUGUCUGACAGAAUCUAGAAGAGAGGAAAGAGUUCUACAGUUACUUAGAAUGCUCAAUCAUUUCCUGACUAAGCAGAAGGAAACGUCUAGACGAUUGUUGUAUUUCACUGUACCAAGAGUAGUAGCCAUCUCACCACAGAUGAGACUGGUAGAAGAUAAUCCUGCAUCUGUUUCUCUGUUGGAUGUAUACAAACAGAGAUGUGCAAAGAGAGGAAUAGAGCAUGACUCACCAAUAGCUCGUUAUUAUGAGCGAUUAGCAACAGUUCAGGCUAGAGGUUCACAGGCUAGCCAUCAGGUUCUCAGAGAUGUGUUGAAGGAGGUCCAGAACAACAUGGUACCUAGAGGUUUACUGAAGGAAUGGGCAGUUCAUACCUUCUUGACAGCUACAGACUACUGGACAUUUAGAAAAACAUUGACACUGCAUCUAGCAUUGAUGGGUUUUGCUGAGUUUGUUCUCCAUCUGACCCGUAUGAACCCUGAUAUGAUGUAUUUACACCAGGAUUGUGGUUACCUCAAUAUCUCAUACUUCAAAUUCGACAUAGAUGAUCAAACAGGAGAGCUUGAUGCCAAUAGACCAGUUCCGUUCAGAUUGACACCUAACAUUGCUGAGUUCCUUACAACCAUAGGAGUGAUAGGGCCCCUUACAGCAUCAAUGGUGGCAGCAGCUAGAUGUUUGGUACAACCACAAUAUAAACUACCAAGUUUUCUUAAAGCUAUCCUCAGAGAUGAAUAUAUAACUUGGCAUAAAAAGAAACAAGAAGAAUUACUACCAGGGGCAGAACCUACUGAUAUGGAGGGAGAACAACUAAUUACCAUGGUUAAUAAAGCAGUGUCAGCUAUUACAACAAGACUUCAUAAUUUAGCAACAUUCGAAGGAGCAGAGAGUAGAGUUAGUACAUUAGUAGCAGCAGCAAACAGUCAUGAUAAUUUAUGUAGGAUGGACCCUGCCUGGCAUCCUUGGUUGUAAGAACUUGAUAGAACUAAUAACAUUGACCAGGAAUUGAUAUUCUUGCAGAAUGAAAUUUAUUAUUUGAUUAAAUGUGGCUAGCUGAAGAAACCCACCAGCAUGAUAGCUGUUCUAGAGUGGAGCAAGCUUGACAAUGUGGUCAAGCUACUUCAGGAAUACAUAUAACAAAUAAUACUGUAUGGUUUGUGGGCCAGAUUUCUGAUCCUUCUGUAAUUGAGAAAUAAAAUAUUGUUUCAUCUCAUAUCUCAUUUGAUCAAUAUUGUGUAAACUAUGUGAAUAGAUACCUUAGUAAAUCUUAGGGUCAAUUAACAACUUUGAACUCAGAUUUCACUUUUGUCAGUCAAUGAACUUUUUUCUCUGACUAACAAUGUUAAGCCAAUUUACAUAUACUUUGUAAAGCACAGGCUGUAAAUAUGUAGAUACUUGUAUUAUAGAAGGUCUGAAUCUCUUUGAUUGGGUUGUAACGAUUGUUAAUGUGGAUACUUGAUAUACAUUAUUGUUAUGGCAAAUGCUCACAUCUGAACAGAAAUAUUCUAUUUCAAAAUGUGAGUUAGGCAUUUUAUGUAAAUAGUGUUUUUAAAAUUUUAUAAUUUUGUUAAAAUGUAUGUUAAUGAUCUGAUCAACUUUUGUUUUAAUGAAUGAAGUAUACUUUUACUAUUGUAACAAAAACAUCAAUGAUAUCUAGGAUUAUGGAAAAAGCAUGUAUGUAUAUAUUUGUGUGUGUAAAUAACAACAUUUUCAUGUUAACUUUGAUAAGGUAUAUUUCAAUUAAAUUAUUAAGUUUUCAUCACAUAUAUAUUCAAAGUCACUUAUACAUAGUAUAUUAUUUCAUUUGUAUAUUAAUCAUAUAUUUGUUUUGAAGAAAGGUAUGAAUAUUUUUCAGUCACAAUGUUUGCAUAGAAAUUGUUGUUUAUGUAUAUAACAUUAAGAUGAUAUGAAAUGUUUUUGAAUGUGAUAAAUGUCUUUUACAAAAGUAAUUUUCCUUUAAAAGGGAAUGCAAUUUUGAUAUGUGAAUGAACUUAUAAUUAUUUGAUUGUUAGAAAGUAUCAUGCUAGAGAAAUAGGUAAGAAAUUACUGAUAAUUUCAUAUGGACUAAACUUGAAUAUCAAUUGGUGAAUCUAAGUUGAAGGCUUUUUCAUUAAUAAGAAAUUUGUUUUAUUUACUUUUUAAUGAUCAAGUAUUUCAAAAGCAGAUUAUAAAUUUUUACAGGGUCUUUAAAUGUAUAAUGGAUCAAUAUUUAACAUUUUGUAUAUUUGUAGGCAGCUCAUUUUGGAAAAAAAGACAUCUGUUUUAAUAUAAAAGAUACAAUAUAAAAAUGGAAUCUGCAAAUGAAUGAAUAAAUUAAAAAACUUUAUGCUAUAACUAUCAUUGUGUCUAGGUAUAACAUGUAUAAAUUAAUUUGGACAAUAUAUUGUUUCAGUGUAAAACCUGUUCACUUUGAUGCAAUAAAAUA
Messenger RNA from Mytilus trossulus (common blue mussel), 13263 nucleotides. RefSeq names its product transformation/transcription domain-associated protein-like. Gene Ontology annotation, biological process: DNA repair; regulation of DNA-templated transcription. Gene Ontology annotation, molecular function: protein binding. The coding region runs from base 93 to 11810 and encodes 3905 amino acids. The record is from RefSeq and is a predicted model, not a curated record. The transcript is spliced from 90 exons. Lineage: Eukaryota; Metazoa; Mollusca; Bivalvia; Mytilida; Mytilidae. Gene Ontology annotation, cellular component: nucleus; SAGA complex; NuA4 histone acetyltransferase complex.